GGCUUUUCAAAAUCAUUUCCCUCCUUUCUAAAAUUUCAAAUCUCCAAACUCUGGUCCCUAAUGGCUCGUACGAAGCAGACAGCGAGGAAAUCCACCGGAGGUAAGGCUCCGAGGAAGCAAUUGGCUACGAAGGCGGCCCGGAAGUCUGCUCCAGCGACCGGAGGCGUGAAGAAGCCUCACCGAUUCAGGCCAGGAACGGUCGCUCUGAGGGAAAUCAGGAAGUAUCAGAAGAGUACCGAGCUUCUGAUCCGUAAGCUUCCUUUCCAACGUUUGGUUCGUGAGAUCGCUCAGGAUUUCAAAACUGACCUUCGUUUCCAGAGCUCCGCAGUUUCAGCACUUCAGGAAGCUGCAGAGGCUUAUCUGGUCGGGCUAUUUGAAGAUACCAACCUCUGCGCUAUUCAUGCGAAGAGAGUUACGAUUAUGCCGAAAGACAUCCAACUUGCACGUCGGAUUCGGGGCGAGCGUGCUUGUUUUUCUGGAAUAAGCUUCAAUCUCCUCUCCUGCAAUGCCAGAAUCAAGCUCUACGAAGAUAAAGUUGCACUGCUCCAGUUUUCAUUUACAGCAGUUUUGCAUUUUCGGCUCCGAGGCUUGGGUUAUUCAUUCUCUAUAAUGGCUCGUACGAAGCAGACUGCAAGGAAAUCUACCGGAGGAAAGGCCCCGAGGAAGCAAUUGGCUACCAAGGCGGCCCGGAAAUCUGCACCGGCGACUGGAGGCGUGAAGAAACCCCACCGAUUCAGGCCAGGAACGGUGGCUCUGAGGGAGAUUAGGAAGUAUCAGAAGAGUACUGAACUUCUGAUCCGUAAGCUUCCAUUCCAGCGUUUGGUUCGUGAGAUCGCCCAAGAUUUCAAAACUGAUCUACGAUUCCAGAGCUCAGCUGUUUCAGCACUUCAGGAAGCUGCAGAGGCCUAUCUGGUUGGACUCUUUGAAGAUACCAACCUCUGUGCAAUUCAUGGGAAGAGGGUUACAAUUAUGCCCAAAGAUAUCCAGCUUGCUCGUCGGAUUAGGGGUGAGCGUGCUUAGAUGUGUCGCUGCAUGUUGUUUUUGUUGGUGGAUAUGACAUACUGAUGUUGUAUAGUGAAGUGUCUGGGACUAGGGUUUCAUUCUGCAGGUCUUUCCUCUCUUUUAUCCUUUUCAGGGUAGAUGGAGUUCUGUAGUCUGGCUGGUUUUAAGUGCUUAAUGGAAAUUUUAGAUCUUGAGCAAAUUGCU
This is a messenger RNA of Telopea speciosissima, 1206 nucleotides long. RefSeq lists its product as uncharacterized. The record is from RefSeq and is a predicted model, not a curated record. The transcript is spliced from 3 exons. Gene Ontology annotation, molecular function: DNA binding; protein heterodimerization activity; structural constituent of chromatin. NCBI's taxonomy places the organism in Eukaryota, Viridiplantae, Streptophyta, Magnoliopsida, Proteales, Proteaceae. Gene Ontology annotation, cellular component: nucleosome. Bases 61 to 1020 code for a protein of 319 amino acids.